Penaeus vannamei (Pacific white shrimp) is the source of this 1866-nucleotide messenger RNA. The record is from RefSeq and is a predicted model, not a curated record. NCBI's taxonomy places the organism in Eukaryota, Metazoa, Arthropoda, Malacostraca, Decapoda, Penaeidae.
AUGAGUGUAAAAUCGCAGUCACCACUACAUCACGUCAGUCCGCGCUUUCUGUUCUUCGGGGAAUACUUGGCCGAGGAGAUUGUUCCUCACCCGUUGCACCCCAGGUUCCUCACCCCGUUGCACGCCCCAGGUUCCUCGCCCCGUUGCACGCCCCAGGUUCCUCACCCCGUUGCACGCCCCGGUUGCACGCCCCCUCACCCCGUUGCAUCCACCACCCCGUUGCACGCCCCAGGUUCCCGGUUGCACGCCCAGGUUCCUCACCCCGUUGCACGCCCCAGGUUCCUCACCCCGUUGCACGCCCAGGGUUUCCUCACCCCGUUGCACGCCCCAGGUUCCUCGCCCCGUUGCACGCCCCAGGUUCCUCACCCGUUGCACGCCCCAGGUUCCUCACCCCGUUGCACGCCCCAGGUUCCUCACCCCGUUGCACGCCCAGGUUCCCCACCCCGUUGCACGCCCCAGGGUUCCUCACCCCGUUGCACGCCCCAGGUUCCUCACCCCCGUUGCACGCCCCAGGUUCCUCGCCCCGUUGCACGCCCAGGUUCCUCACCCCGUUGCACGCCCAGGUCCUCCACCCCGUUGCACGCCCCAGGUUCCUCACCCCGUUGCACGCCCCAGGUUCCUCGCCCCGUUGCACGCCCCAGGUUCCUCACCCCGUUGCACGCCCAGGUUCCUCACCCCGUUGCACGCCCCAGGUUCUCACCCGUUGCACGCCAUAGGUUCCUCACCCCGUUGCACGCCCCAGGUUCCUCAGCACGUUCCUCACCCCGUUGCACGCCCCAGGUUCCUCCCCCCCUCAUUGCACGCCCCAGGUUCCUCACCCCGUUGCACGCCCCAGGUUCCUCACCCGUUGCACGCCCGUUCCUUGCACGCCCAGGUUCCUCACCCCGUUGCACAUCACCCCGUUGCACGCCCCAGGUUCCUCUGCACGCCCAGGUUCCUCAUGCACGCCCCAGGUUCCUCACCCCGUUGCACGCCCCAGGUUCCUCACCCGUUGCACGCCCCAGUUCCUCACCCCGUUGCACGCCCCAGGUUCCUCACCCGUUGCACGCCCAGGUUCCUCACCCCGUUGCACGCCCCAGGUUCCUCACCCCGUUGCACGCCCCAGGUUCCUCACCCCGUUGCACGCCCCAGGUUCCUCACCCCGUUGCACGCCCCAGGUUUCCUCACCCCGUUGCACGCCCCAGGUUCCUCACCCCGUUGCACGCCCCAGGUUCCUCACCCGUUGCACGCCCCAGGUUCCUCACCCCGUUGCACGCCCCAGGUUCCUUCCCGUUCACGCCCCCAGGUUCCCGUUGCACGCCCCAGGUUCCUCACCCCGUUGCACGCCCCAGCCCCGUUGCACGCCCCCUCACUCCGCUGCACGCCCCAGGUUCCUCGCCCCGUGCACGCCCCAGGUUCCCCACCCCGUUGCACGCCCCAGGUUCCUCACCCCGCUGCACGCCCCAGGCGCCCCGCUGCACGCCCCAGGUUCCCCACCCCGUUGCACCCCAGUUCCUCACCCCGUUGCACGCCCCAGGUUCCUCACCCCGUUGCACGCCCAGGUUCCUCACCCCGUUGCACGCCCCAGGUUCCUCGCCCCGUUGCACCCCAGGUUCCUUCCUCACCCCGUUGCACGCCCCAGGUUCCUCACCCCGCUGCACGCCCCAGGUUCCUCGCCCCGCUGCACGCCCCAGGUUCCUCACCCCGUUGCACGCCCCAGGUUCCUCACUCCGCUGCACGCCCCAGGUUCCUCACCCCGCUGCACGCCCCAGGUUCCUCACCCCGCUGCACGCCCCAGGUUCCCCACUCCGUUGCACUAGCUCGCGCCUUGUCCCUGAGGUCUGGCACUUGUCCAAUAUCGAAGGCCACCAGUGCAGCGCCUCUUAA